Messenger RNA from Chenopodium quinoa (quinoa), 2208 nucleotides. Its product is annotated as lysine--tRNA ligase, chloroplastic/mitochondrial-like. Gene Ontology annotation, biological process: lysyl-tRNA aminoacylation. Gene Ontology annotation, cellular component: cytosol; mitochondrion; cytoplasm. Bases 63 to 1778 code for a protein of 571 amino acids. The record is from RefSeq and is a predicted model, not a curated record. The transcript is spliced from 14 exons. Gene Ontology annotation, molecular function: ATP binding; tRNA binding; lysine-tRNA ligase activity. Lineage: Eukaryota; Viridiplantae; Streptophyta; Magnoliopsida; Caryophyllales; Amaranthaceae.
AGAUAAAAUCUGUGGAAGUAGCAGAGGAGAGAGAGAGAGAGGCGGGGAAGAAAACGACGACGAUGAUGGAGGGAGUGAAGAUAUGGAGUCAAUCAUCGCAACAGUUGAAGCAAAUCCUGCAGCUGAACUUGAAUUCUAAUUUGUGGUUGUUUCCGCGGUGGAAACCCCGACGUUUUGUGAGCUGCGCCUCCAGUACCACCAGCCGCAAACAGUCGCCAUCUUCUACCUCCGACAAGGAAGCCGUGCGCUCACUCCGCAUUAAAAAGGUAGAAGAAUUGAGGAGCAAAGGGUGCGAGCCUUACGCCUACAAAUGGGAUAGGAGUCAUUCAGCAAGCCAACUUCAGCUUGAUUAUGAGCAUCUUUCCAGUGGCGAGGAGGCUGCUCAUGAUUACGUCUCUGUCGCCGGCAGAAUUAUGGGCCGCCGUGCUUUUGGGAAGCUCGCCUUUCUCACAUUGCGUGAUGAUUCCGGAACUAUCCAGCUUUACUGUGAAAAGGAUAAGCUUUCUCAACUUGAGUUUGAUCGUUUAAAAUCACUUGUUGAUAUUGGCGAUAUACUUGGUGCAACUGGCACCUUGAAAAGAACUGAAAAAGGGGAGCUCUCUGUUCGUGUCACCUCAUUUGCUAUCCUUACAAAAUCUUUGCUUCCACUGCCAGACAAAUACCAUGGCCUCACGGAUGUGGAUAAGCGCUACCGUCAACGGUAUGUUGACAUGAUUGCAAAUCCUGAAGUUGCCGAUGUUUUUAGAAAGAGAGCAAAGAUCAUCUCAGAGAUUCGGAAGACUGUGGAAUCAUUGGGCUUUGUUGAAGUUGAAACUCCAGUACUACAGGGAGCAGCUGGUGGAGCAGAGGCAAGACCGUUUGUUACAUUCCAUAAUUCACUGGAAAGGGAUUUAUAUCUGAGAAUAGCUACCGAACUUCACUUGAAGAGGAUGCUGGUUGGGGGCUUUGAAAAGGUGUAUGAAAUUGGAAGAAUAUUCAGAAAUGAAGGUCUUUCGACGCGUCACAAUCCCGAAUUCACCACUAUAGAGUUGUAUGAAGCAUAUUCAGACUAUGAUAGCAUGAUGGUCAUGGUAGAAGAAAUCGUUACCCGAUGUGCUCUUGUAGCCCAAGGAAAGCUUACGAUAGAGUAUCAGGGAACAACUAUAUCUUUAGAACGGCCUUGGAGGAGGGAGACCAUGCACAAUCUUGUUAAAGAAGCCUCUGGAAUUGACUUUAACAUGUUUGAUGAUGAACUUGAAGCUGCUAAGGAAAUUACUAUGAAAACACUUGGAAGCAACCUUGAGGAAAAGGACAAAUUUGCUAUAGAUAAGUGUCCGUCAGUUGGUCAUGUUCUUAAUGAGGUCUUUGAGAUAGUUGUGGAACCAAAGCUCCUCCAACCUACAUUUGUUCUAGAUUAUCCCAUUGAAGUAUCUCCUUUAGCUAAACCACACAGAAGCUCUGUUGGUCUGACUGAGAGAUUUGAACUGUUCAUCUGUGGCCGGGAGCUAGCAAAUGCAUUCUCUGAAUUAACAGAUCCUAUGGAUCAGAGGUUACGCCUAGAAGAGCAAGUGAGGCAGCACAAUAAGAAGAAGCAAUUGGAGGCAGGUCACAAGGGUGAUAAAAGUGAAGAUAACUCCUAUGAGGUGGCUCUUGAUGAGGAUUUUCUGACGGCGCUAGAAUAUGGAAUGCCUCCAGCUUCUGGGAUGGGAUUAGGAAUUGAUAGGCUGGUGAUGCUAUUAACCAACUCUGCCAGCAUUCGGGAUGUUAUUGCUUUCCCUGUCCUCAAGGUUCAGAAUUAAUAAAGAAGUGAGAUUUGAAUAUGAACUGGAGCUGGAACCAACGUGUCUGUCAUGUCAUAUUAAGGAUUACCCGUCUGAACAUCAAGUGCUUGUUCAUGGGUAGCUGCUUCUGGCUUAGCUGAGUUUUGUGUCUUGAGAAAAAUUUAUUUGUCACAUGAAUAAGAUUUUGUAAUUUGAGGAAAAUUUUGGAUGUACCUUUCUUUAAAUUUAGAAAUUGUCUCUGCCAAAAAAAAAAAAAAAAAAAAAAAAAAUAGAAAUGGUCAAGUUCAAUCACGAACUUGAGGAAAAUAUUGGAUGUAUCACUCUUUAGUGAAAUAGAAGGGAUCUGUUGUACAAAAUGUGUUUGAUAGUACGUGAAUUGAAUUAUAUGACAAGGAGUUGCAAAGAUUAAUCUGUUAUUUUGGGAUAUGUUAACGUUGCCUUCAUUUUA